AUGGCAGUCAUCAGCGACACCAAUUCCUCCCGAGGAGUCUUCGUCGUCGGAGGUGAUGCGACAUCCAUCACAUUGUCCCUCGUGGCCAUUCCGGCCAUUGUCGUCUUCAUCUGGCAACGCUAUCAAGACACCCAAGCGAAACAUCUCUCCGUGGCGAGUGUAUCGUGCUUUGCGUGUUACAUUUCCUCCCUCGCCUUCAUCGUCGCAGUCACCAUGCUGUUACAUAUCCGCGCACCAGUGACACGGACACUGUGUGAUGCCACCUUGAUGGUUUGCAUCGUACUGCACAAGUUCGCCAAAGGAUCCGAGUUCCUCUUCCUGAUCGAGCGAAUCUACGUGAUAUCCUGGACCACCAAACCGCGCUAUCGUUCGACGCAAUAUAUCCUCGGCAUCAUCUUGAUCAUGCUUCCAUAUACAGCCUUCACCGCUGCUACCAUCUUCUUCCGAUACACCAUAGACAAGGGCCACGACCUCUGUGUCAUCGGCAUCCGACUACCAGCGACUAUAGCGUUAUUGUCAUUGGAAGUAUCCGCGCAAGUCUACUUCACCAUCAGAUUCCUAUGGCCACUCUUCACCGUGCAUCGGAACAUCAAAGGACUGGUGCAGCCUCUGCGACAAUUGAUCGUCCGAACGUGCAUUGGAAGCGCCGUCUCUUCGCUGGCGAACAUUGCCUCCAGUAUUUCGGUAGCCGUCUGGGUGGGACAGGGACCGGCCUGGCUGUGUUGCCUGGUCUGUAAGGCGAGUGUCUUCAUAUCAGCCUGUGCCCUGCACUGGAUCACAAGACCGAUACAAUCCGUGUCACAACAUGGCAGUGGGCCACAUGCGUUUGGAGAUCUUGCCGUGGGUUUUAGUGGAAGUCCGGGUGCUGCACCUCAUGCUUUGUCUUUUUCGCAGCCUCCCUCGUCGAAGAAAGACCUUGCUGCGAUGGACGGGCAAUCCAUCUCCAAGUAUCCCUCGAGUGUGAUGGAGGAGAUGGGAGAAAGGUCGCCGCAGAAGCUUGCAAUGUCCAAAUUGGAGUCCCUGGCAUGA
This is a messenger RNA of Sphaerulina musiva SO2202, 1029 nucleotides long. RefSeq lists its product as uncharacterized. Bases 1 to 1029 code for a protein of 342 amino acids. The transcript has 5 exons. NCBI's taxonomy places the organism in Eukaryota, Fungi, Ascomycota, Dothideomycetes, Mycosphaerellales, Mycosphaerellaceae. The record is from RefSeq and is a predicted model, not a curated record.